AUGGUGAUGGGUGGUAUAUCGAGCCAGGCCGGGGGAUCUGAUGGACCUCAACGCAUGGAUACCGCUAUGGUGGAGGUCUUGGACAAGUUGCGAAGCAUAACUAAUCAUUUGCGCAAAAUCCACUCCGACGAGCCAGCCAACAAAAUAUCAAAGAGCGUUCAUCAAAUUUUCAAAGACUUCGGUGAUGCAACGGCUGGGUUAACGGAUUAUGAAAUGUGGAUGGUUCCUUCGGUAGAUGAGAGCAACCUGCUUAAUGAUCAUGACGACGAGGAAUUCAGCCGCAAUGAAUACCAGCGAAUGCUGAAGGGAAUCUGCCAGCCGAGGAAUGGUGAUCUUGUUCCCAUUCAUUACCCAAUCCCGGACCCCCCGGCUCGUCUGUGGUCCUCUGUAGCCGCAGCCCCACCUCAGGCCCAUAUUAACAAGAACAGACCCUUGAUUGAUGCAUCAAGCAAGCGACGCAACAAACGUCCAACUCCAAUCGUUCCAAUCCACCCCGGUGGGCGAAUUAUGCAAGCCCCGAAUCCAGCUCAAAGAGAGCAGAACAAGAAGGCGGGAGUCCUAAUCGUGGAGGGUAAAUUCAAUAUUCACAGCCUGAAUUUCCUCACUGCGAGAAUCCAUGAGGGUCCACUGUACAGUGUUGAGAUUGUGCAUAAUACAGGAUACGCUGAAAUUACGUUCCUGCAUGCACAGCAUGCAAGCAAUUUCCUGAUCGAAGACAAACUUGCCACGGAGAAGACUGGCUAUGGUCGUUUUGGACCUGAUUUCAAGGUCAGAUAUGACAGAUGUUUGGUGCGGGACUGGGAUGGGGAUCUGGAAAAUAUGGACAAACCCAUGUUGAAUAAAGAGAGGCGCCGGUUGACGUUUGUUCGCUCGAGAUUGCUUGCAUAUCCGUGCACCUUUGAGAGAUUGACAGACGAUAUCAUGAGAAUUGCUGGGGAGGAUGGGGUGGAUUUUAUAUGGAAGUUUAACGCUGGCAACGUUACUGCUGCUUUCAAGAGCGUGAAAACGGCCCGGCAUGUUCGAGAGAUGUUCUGGCAGAAGUCAUCUGAGCCUGGCCCAUAUGCUGGCGUGCAGGUCACGUACUCGACCGACCCUUGCGAGAAGCCAUUGCAUCUCAGGAGAGCAUGA
Molecule: messenger RNA, 1128 nt
Organism: Paracoccidioides brasiliensis Pb18
Exons: 4
Coding region: 1-1128 (375 amino acids)
Source: RefSeq, a predicted model, not a curated record